Camponotus floridanus (Florida carpenter ant) is the source of this 2033-nucleotide messenger RNA. RefSeq lists its product as uncharacterized. Lineage: Eukaryota; Metazoa; Arthropoda; Insecta; Hymenoptera; Formicidae. The coding region runs from base 116 to 922 and encodes 268 amino acids. The record is from RefSeq and is a predicted model, not a curated record. The transcript has 8 exons.
AAGAGGCGGGAUACAUCGUUGCGCAGAAUCGUAUCGGCUAUGGUGUUGCACGUUAACACGAGUUAGACGAGCCGUAUUUAAUUGUGCAUCAGUGUGAAAAGGGACCUUGGAAAGAAUGCUGUCGAUAGUACAUACGGUCUCGCCCUCGAUAAUCACUCUUUUAAUAUUCGCCUGUUAUUCGGAGGUCCAUGGUACUUCAAUAAAAUCGUUGGACAUGCCGCACAUCGUACGCAACGGCACCGGACCGGUGGAUCUGAUUUGCAUCUAUGAGAUUGAUAAAGACGACAACGGACUAGUAAUCAAAUGGUUUCACGAAGCGUAUCAAAUCUAUCAGUGGAUUCCGCCAAUGUUACCGCAAGAUAUUGGAAUCAUUAAAGAUUUCGCGGAAUAUCCGGCUGAAAACUUGAAGAAUCCGUAUUCGCAUUCUAUAAUUCGAUUGAAGACCAUUACAAUCGACAUGACAGGGGAAUAUAUGUGCACAAUCAGUACGUUCCAAUAUGAGGCGAGUGCUUCAGCGAAAAUGAUUGUUUAUGUACCGGAAAGCGACAUGACGGUGCGCACGUAUCCAUUCAACAAGACUCACGUGAAUUUAACGUGUGCAGUGACGGGUGCACAACCACGACCGUCUUUGAGACUUUACGUCGAAGGAAUCGAGAGAAAUGAAUCUUCAGAAUCUUCGAUAGAUUGGCACAAGGAUGAUCCUCGGGUAUCGCUAGAUGUCAUUAUCGAGGACAUGUUGGAUCCCACGGUCAUCGAAUGCGAAAUGUUGAUUCCCGAUACGGAAUAUAAGCGCCGGGAACGGAUUGUCUACUACCCUACGCAAUUGCUACCCUAUCGCACAAACAUUUCACAAGGGAGACAUAACGUGAUGUUGCUUAUUGAUAUUUUUUAUGUUACUGUUCUCAGAUUGAUAUUAACAUAAAAGAUUAAAGUAGACUCAGCAAUUAACUCUAGAAAAAUACCAAGUAUUUAAUGCAUGUUUAUUUUAGAAUCCAAGAAUAUUCGAUGCAAAGAAAGGAAAUAAAAGCGCUUAUCAGUAUAUUCUUAAAUGGAUCAUACAUUAAAAAUCUAUUUUUCUAAACAUAAUUUUCUAUAUGUACGCGUUAUUCACCAAGUGGCUUCAAUUGUUCAAUAAUUUUAACAAUUAGCAUUCGCGAUUUGAUUUCGUCACGUUAGAUAUUGCUAUUGAAACGACAAGCGAUUGCGUUGAGGGUGGGGAUGAGAUAGAGAUGAUCUUGGUGGUAGGGAUGAUAUCUAGAAGUAGCGGUCCCUCAAGAUUAUCAUUCGCUUCUCGGCACUCGCCUGUAAAGGCAUUCACCUUCAAAAUCAUCAAACUUCCAAACUCAUCAACUGUCGUUCUGUUAUAAACACGACUACUUCAUAAAAAUGAAUCAUCCCUGGGUCCUGCUUUUUCUUGCAGAGAUGUUAAAUUAGAUAAGAGAUCGUCUAUUGAAGUUCAUCGGCUGAUAAUGAUGAUCCAGAAUGAAAACUGCGAAAGUUAAAAAAAGUUUCGUAAAGAUAUGCAUUAGUUUGCAUAAUACGAUCGAGUAUGUGCGCUGUGGACUUUUGGGGAGACCGUUUCAUGCGAUCAAUGUGGGCGAGAAUGCGCCGAUAUUUGCGGCACUCGACAGUUUCGCGCCUGUUGCUUCAACAACAUGCGGAAGAGACAUUCUGAUUUCUUCGGUCUGAAAUUUUGGAUGAGACCACGAAGAUACGCGAUUCACCUGUACCCGGCCUAUGACGCUUAAUCAUCACGCCAUAUAUCUUAUGUAUAAAUAUGGAAAUACCCUUGACUAGAAACUAGUUACUGUGUGCUUCAAUGUUAUAUUCUUCGCAUCGUUUUAAUUAGAAUUGCAUAAUGUCGUUUUUGUUUCUCCCCUUUCAAUUCUUCUCUUCCUCCCCAUAAAGGAAUUCGCUUGUCGAUGCUCUUAAUUGCGAUUAAAAGUAUGCAUAGCAGCAGAUAUCCAGAUAUAAUUCCUUAUAUAAUAUAAUAAUCUCUUAUCCGAGUUUAUGUAUAUAUCAUUAUAUAAAAA